GACAGGGCGUCAGAUCAAACAUCGGCUCGCUCACCUCAAGAUGACACCGAUUUGGAUUCUGGGUCUGUUAUGCUGCCUGUCUGGCACAGCACAUGCUGCUGAGGUGUGUUUUGAAGACCUGGGCUGUUUCGAUGACCAGCCUCCAUGGGGCGGCACGGAGCAGAGACCCCUCUCCCUUCUGCCUUGGUCAACAGAGACGAUCGGCACCCGCUUCCUUCUUUUCACCCAGAGAAACCACUAUUACCAGGAGAUCAAGCCUAAUGACACCAUUCUUAGCGCUUCAAACUACAGUGGAGCCAAGAAGACUCGAUUCAUCAUUCCUGGCUACCUAGAGGACAAAGACCAGGACUGGCCACAGCACAUGUGUAAGGCUAUGAUCAAAUGGCAGAAUAUAAACUGCGUUGCUGUUGAAUGGAAGAAGGGCACGAAGACCGAGUACGCCCAGGCGGCCAACAACGGCAGGGUGGUGGCUGCCCAGGUUGCAUUCUUCAUCCAGUUUAUCAUGGGCCGCUACAAGCAGAGGGCCGAUAAGUUUCACAUCAUCGGACACUGCUUGGGGGCCCACAUAGCAGGAGAGGUCGGUGGGAAGAUCAGCGGCCUGGCCCGUAUCACCGGACUGGACCCUACAGAGCCUUACUUCCAGGGCUGUGAUGCCAGGAUACGCCUGGACAGGGGUGACGCAAGCUUUGUGGACGUGAUUCACACCGAUGGACUCCCUUUCAACACCAAUCUCGGUCUUGGGAUGUCUGAGGCCAUUGGACAUGUUGACUUCUACCCCAAUGGCGGAGACCUCAUGCCCGGUUGCUCCAAGAACAAGGGAAGCGGAAGUGACCUUGAUGCCAUCUGGGAAGGUACAAAGAAGAAUUUUGAUCCAUGCAACCAUGUGAGGGCCCACCAGUAUUACAGCGAGAGCAUCAACAAACCGUAUGGCUUUUUAGGAUACCCCUGCUCUGACAGUGACAGCUUUGCAAAUGAAAAGUGUUUCCCCUGUGCAGAUAACACAUGUCCUCUGAUGGGACAUGAUAGUGACAAGUUCACCUCCAUGUAUGUCAACGCAACCAAGUUCUUCCUCCACACAGGCAGUUCAAAGCCCUUUGGUCGUUACAGCUACAGAGCAGAGGUAACCUUGGAUGGUCCCUGGUGGCCGAACCUGGGCACAAUAUAUGUGGCGCUGACUGCACGCAAGCAAACCACCGAGGAGUAUAAGGUGCACGUGGGUACGCUGGUCCCUGGAACGGUUUACAAUGUGUUCAUCAAUGCCGAGACCAAUGUGGGUGAGGUGACGGAAAUGAAAUUUCGUUGGAACAACCACAUCAUUAACCCCAUGUUUCCCAAGUAUGGAGCAGCCCACAUCCAGCUGGAGCAGGGGAAAGGCGGAAAGAUUUACAACUUCUGUGGGACGGGAAAUGUUAGGGAGAACACCGUCCAAACAGUUCCUCCAUGCCAGGAGGGACCAGCCAAGUCCGGUCCAGCCGUGUCCCUGAACACACCUCAAUAAACCCUCUGCAUUCAA
Lampris incognitus (smalleye Pacific opah) is the source of this 1513-nucleotide messenger RNA. Its product is annotated as inactive pancreatic lipase-related protein 1-like. Gene Ontology annotation, molecular function: triacylglycerol lipase activity; protein binding. The transcript is spliced from 13 exons. Bases 41 to 1498 code for a protein of 485 amino acids. Lineage: Eukaryota; Metazoa; Chordata; Actinopteri; Lampriformes; Lampridae. The record is from RefSeq and is a predicted model, not a curated record. Gene Ontology annotation, biological process: lipid metabolic process.